AUGACCAAGAGCAAUGUCCUGAAUGAAGAACAAAAUGUUGUUGAUCAAGAAGAAAUUCAUGAAGAAGAAGCUGUGAAUGAUGAAAUUCAAACACAAGAGGAUUGCAUUGCUAGAAAAAAAGGAAAAAUAGAAAUAGUGCUCCCUGCCAGAUUCAAAGAUUGUGUUGCAUGUAUGGCAUAUGCAUUAUCGGUAAUCAAAGUUGAUAUCCCUACAAAUUUUACCGAAACAGUAAGCAAUAGAGAAGAGAAGCAAUGGCGUGAAGCAAUUGAUGACGAGAUGCUCUCUCUCAAGAAGAACAAGACCUGGGAAUUAGUAGAGUUGCCUAAGGGAAGAAAAGUUAUUGGAUGCAAAUGGGUAUAUGCAAAGAAUGAGGGAGUCAAUGAUGCAAGGGUGGUGCGGUUUAAAGCUAGGCUAGUGGCUAAGGAAUAUGCUCAGAAAGAAGGAAUCGAUUAUAAUGAAAUAUUUUCUCAUGUGGUGAAACACUCCUCCAUUCGAAUUUUUCUUGCUCUAGUAGCACAAUUUGAUCUUGAGUUAGUGCAACAAGAUGUAAAAACUGUGUUCCUACAUGGAAAUUUGUCUGAAGAAAUUUACAUAAGACAACCUGAAGAGUAUGAAGAAAAAGGAAAAGAGGGUUUAGUCUGCAGGCUAAACAAGUCGCUAUAUGGUUUGAAACAAUCACCCAGGCAGUGA
Prunus armeniaca (apricot) is the source of this 690-nucleotide messenger RNA. The record is from the annotation of a GenBank genome assembly. NCBI's taxonomy places the organism in Eukaryota, Viridiplantae, Streptophyta, Magnoliopsida, Rosales, Rosaceae.